CAUGACCGUGCGGGGUUUUCCCUUCAACCAAAAUAGCCGUGACACUAGUGACGUCAUUCUUGCCACGCUGGCCGAAUCAGCGUGUGUGUUAGCUACGUCGCAACGAAAGCUAUUAUAAUAAACAACAUAGAAAUUCCAGUACUCAGACCACAUUCAUAGCAGAGCACCCAAGAGAUUGUUUGGAAGGUUAAAGCCGUCGCUUUUUCAAUCGUAUUGACAAAUAAUGAAAGAGAGGAGUGUUACCGAAACACAGAGUUUGGAGAUCGAAAGUUUUAUUUCGGCGGCGACAUACCCUAUUCGAUAUAUCGCCAAACUUUACCAAAUUAUUCACGAAGAGAGACAACGAGAAGUCGUCGUUCAACCUUCGAAGGCUAGAACAGAUUUCAAGAAGAAAAUUGUGACUAGGGAAUCGUCCGUUAUGGAACUUCGAUUCAACGAUCUUCCUGUAAAUUUACAGUUGUACAUAUUUUCGUAUUUAAACGCGAAGACACUUAGUGGAAUAGCAAGAACGUGCAAGUAUUGGAAGAUGCUAAGCGAAGACAAGAUACUGUGGGAGAAUCUCUUGUGGACCGAUUUGCAAAAGUGGAAGUUUAUAAAUCACAGAUCAUAUCCCUACACCUACUUGGAAACUAACUCGGAGCUUACUCCAAAACAAAUAUAUUUAAGAUGCUGUCCAGAGUGCCAAAAAAUACAACAGACAACGAGGAACUCCUUCACAUCACUACUCCUCCACACUCUUCCUGCAAGCAUGUUUCAAAGACACCCUCCAAAAGUUGUCAUGUUUGGCCCAGGUCUCGAGUCAGAUACUCAUAAACUUGUACAGAAACUCCUUUGGGAUAAGACAAUUUCUCCAGCUACUGUGGAUGGAAUGUUUCCAGGGGAAUUUGAAGGGAUUGGUUCUGGAGUGUGUUUGAAAAUAGGUGGCUCCAAAAUGAACCUGAUAACACUCUACGCAACUAACAGGGCAGAAAGAGAACAAAAUGCAAGGGAAGGUCGAAACAGGGUCAGCAAAUUGUUGGCAGCAGCUCCACCCCAGCCAGAAGCUGAUGGUCAAGAAGAUAAUGAUGAUGGAAAUGACUUGAGGACUGUUGAAGUGAGCCACGGAGUAAGGCUGCUCUGCCAGAAUGUUGAUGCUUUUAUUUAUGUUGUUGACUCUUCGGCAGAGUCGCAAAGAGUGAAUAUUGGGGACAAAGAGCUACAAGCCAUGAUGAACAAUAGCAAGUCACAACCCAGGCAGCCACUCCUCGUGCUAUCUGCUGUUGCCACGCAAGAUACCUUACCUCUGUCCUGUGUGAGGGUCACCGACAUGUUACAAAUGAACAAACUCAACAGACCUUGGCAGGUUAACAUGAUGUGUGUUGAAAACUUGGAUGGCCUUUUGGAAGGCAUGACAUGGCUGCUGAAGCAAGUAGUAUAGAAUGAUUAUUAACUCUGUAAAUAAAGAUAAAAAAGUUUAAUAAAAUUUAUUAAAUAAAUGUCAAAUUUGAA
This is a messenger RNA of Nematostella vectensis (starlet sea anemone), 1488 nucleotides long. Its product is annotated as F-box only protein 4. The coding region runs from base 224 to 1417 and encodes 397 amino acids. NCBI's taxonomy places the organism in Eukaryota, Metazoa, Cnidaria, Anthozoa, Actiniaria, Edwardsiidae. The record is from RefSeq and is a predicted model, not a curated record. Gene Ontology annotation, biological process: generation of catalytic spliceosome for second transesterification step; protein polyubiquitination; SCF-dependent proteasomal ubiquitin-dependent protein catabolic process. Gene Ontology annotation, cellular component: SCF ubiquitin ligase complex. Gene Ontology annotation, molecular function: protein binding; GTPase activity; GTP binding. The transcript is spliced from 7 exons.